Trichomonas vaginalis G3 is the source of this 915-nucleotide messenger RNA. RefSeq names its product KilA, N-terminal/APSES-type HTH, DNA-binding family. The transcript has a single exon. Lineage: Eukaryota; Parabasalia; Trichomonadida; Trichomonadidae. The record is from RefSeq and is a predicted model, not a curated record. Bases 1 to 915 code for a protein of 304 amino acids.
AUGUCAACAUCAGAGAACACAACAACAGUUAUAGUCCAUGAAGCUAUAAAUGAAGAAUAUGAGUACAUACAGUUUAACAAACAACUCCGUCUCAUUCGUUCGGUCAAAGACGAUAUGUACCAAAUGCAAAGUAUUUUGACAGCAUGUUUUGCUCCAGAUACUAAGCUUCCUAAAGACUGGUUUAGGAACCAAAACACACAAGAACUUUUGAGCGAAGCACAGCGAGACAUACUUUUUUCUGAAAACAGUGAAGAACAGCGAGUAAGUAAAAAACCCCAGUCGCCAAAACUCUAUGAAAAUCGUGAAGAACAGCGAGUAAGUAAAAAACCCCAGUCGCCAAAACUCUAUGAAAAUCGUGAAAAAUUGCCAAACGGUUUGAGAGGAUAUUAUGUACAUAGACUUCUUGUAAAUGCUGUUGCAAUGUGGGCUUCAGCUCGUUAUGCUUGGAAUAUUUACAGACUUCUUGACGAAAUUCAUAGACAAGAACGUGAAGAGAUGGAAAACAAGCUUGAAGCAAAAGAUGAAGUCAUUGAAGCAAAAGACAAAAGCAUUCAGAAAAGAAUACCACGUUCGGUACCAAAAGGAAAGGAAAAGAACUAUAAGUAUAUGAUUUAUACUGAAGAGAUGGAAAAUGAAGAAGAUAAAGAUAUGGUUAUGUUGCAUUUAGUCAGAAGAAACAACAAAAGCUUUUACGACCUUGCUAAGAUUUACAAAUCUGACAGAAAUUGGUUCUAUCGCGAAAACUUACCGAUUUCAAUGACCCCAAAUGAAGAUGUGAAACAAAUAGUUCAAGAUACGUUACCUCAAACACACUAUGAUAUGAAAGGUUGUACAAUACUUACCUUCAAAGAAGAUUUGCCAUUGUUAAAGGAAAAAAUAACAGAGUAUUUUGACAACUUCAAACAAGUAGGGUAG